AGUUACACCUCAAUCCUAUUCAUGCAGUUGUGCAGCUGCGACCGUCAAUGCGACAUCUUAAAUCUUGGAGUUCAAAUAAUAAACACAACGUAACUAGCAAUGUUGAGGAUACAAUUGAAUUAGAAAAGCUUACAGAAGAAAAGCCCUUGGGGCCAUCAAAUAAACAGAAGAAGCAGCUGGGGGUUUCGAGUGAGCAGAAGCAGCAGCUAGGAGUUUUGAGUGAGCAGAACAAGGAUAUUGGAGAGAGUUGGGUUCCGCUAAAGUAUUUUGGUUCAAAGAGUGAUGUCUCAGCCAGAUAUCUAGAGAACAUGGUGGCACAUGAAGGCUCUCCUAUACAAUUUUUAAUGAGCCCGUACGAUUAUGUUAACUCCUUGUGUCCUAGCUCAUCAAAUGAGAACAACAAAACCAAAGGUCCUUCUAGAAGGUUUUUGCUUUCGUUGCCACUGGAAGAUCGGUAUAAGACUUGGCUUCUUGAGGGGCCACCAGUACAUCGGUUCGACGCUCUUAAGCACCUAGCUCCUAGUGACUCCAUUGAAGACGUGUUAGGAGUCCUCCAAAAGCUUGCUCAAUUAGUUCAAGGACUAUGGGUUCCAAAGAGUUCUGUUCUAUAUGGAAGAGAUGGAGGUGUUGAAGCGUUAGCUAGAGAUUACAUUCUUCUUUUGUUCAGCAAAAAUCCCGUUAUCAAUAAUGCACAGUUACCAUCACAGCCUCAACUUGGCAAAGCCAUGAAAGGCAUACUGAAUGUAUUAGCUGUUGAGAGGCCGGCCUUCAAUGAUUGGAAAUUUAAAGAGCCACAAGAUAUGUCAUUCAUAAAACUACAUUCCAAUAUUGUUAAGGAGCAAGAACAAGCCUGGGAACGUUUGGAGAAGGCGAUAACUGAUCAUGUCUUUGGAGGGAGAAGCAGGCCUGGUAUGAAAAAUUCUCUGAAACCUAAUUCAGAUGAUAGGCCUGUAACUUUGAAGAAUUCUAAUAAAGUUGCAUCAAGAAAAUUUAAUGGAACACCCUCUAGAAUGCCGAUGUCAGAUGAAACUCGUGAAGCUCUGCCAAAGGCCCUUCAGAAACUUCUCCAGACUUACAAGGUUUGCAGCUUUCAACAAAUUUGCCAACGCUUGCGGGAAAUGGCAGUAUCUGAAUCAGCCCGUCCGAAGGGAGUUGCUAGAGAGGCAAUAGCUGCAGCAAAUGGUGUUGAUGCUCCUCCGGAGGAGCUUCUGACAAUCAUUAGUCAAGUUGCUAUAAAUAUCCAUGAUGUCUUUGUUUUAAAGUCAUCCCUAGACCACCCACAAUAUGAUGAAUUGAGGAAAGUUGUUAUUGAUCUUUUUAUUGCUGAAGGGCGUAAUGCAAAGCUUAAAAAGGCUGCUAUUGUUGAAGCUGCCAAGAUGCGACUUAAUAGGGAGAUAACUCCCAAUGAAUAUCAAAAGGUCUUAAGUGAAUUAUGUGUAUCACAAGGUUCUGCAUGGGUCCUGAAAAGCGGUGAUGGAAAUCCAAAAUAGUUGGUACUCAGUUGGGCCCUAGGUGAUUUUUGAGAUUUGUGCUAAAUUGUGACAUUGCUGCUAAUUACUUAGCGAUGUGGUCUGCUCCUUGAUGUCUACUUAUCAAAACUUUGUGGUAAGGUCAUGGAUCGAGAGUUCGUGUGUGACCUGGAAAGAAAAAAUCAGAUCGAGAGUUCAUGGAUCCACUUAGGAUGCUGAAGGAGGAGUCAUGACCAAUCAUGGACUGUGGUAGGAGUCGCUCGCACAUUGUUAUCCUUAUUCAACAGCAGAAUUAAAGAAGACGGAUAGUGAAGGGCAGAAGAGUUUCACUAGUUAGAUGAUGAAGUAAGAAAAGCUUAGGAUUACCCAACUUCCUUUUCUUUUCUUUUGUACCUGGGGGUUGAUUCUGUACGUUGUCUCUAUUUCACAUAACAAUACUUCAAUUUUGAGUGGAAAGCUAUUCGUUGGCUUUGGGGAGUUUUUUUCUUCCUUGGUCACCCUGUAAUUCUAUUCACACCAAUCUUAUCGUAAGUUUCGUAAGAAUAACCAGUUUUCUAUUUAUCAGUG
Molecule: messenger RNA, 2036 nt
Organism: Ilex paraguariensis (yerba mate)
Lineage: Eukaryota; Viridiplantae; Streptophyta; Magnoliopsida; Aquifoliales; Aquifoliaceae
Source: the annotation of a GenBank genome assembly